GGAGCGUAGCUACGGCUUUGCGCACGCACAACGGUCCAGACUACUGAUGCCAGUGGGCAAAGGAGGGCUGCGCGCUCAGGUCAUGUGACACGAGAGGCACCGAAUUUCUUUGGAGUCAGCGCCAUUUUUUGUAGAUGAAGGUUGAAGUUCCCCAGAGGUUGGAAGGACAUCCCGUGGUGAUUUAGCCUCGUUCCGCGGCCUGAGGUCGGGGUCAGGCUCCGGCUCUGGCGCUCACUCGGAGGUGCUACCUCAUGGAGACGCCUGCGGCCGCCACCCUUGCCGGGAGCUUCUUCCCCUCGUUCCUAUUCCUGGUCUGCGGGACGUUAGUGGCAGCUGUGCUGGGCGCCGCUCAUUCCCUGGGGCUUUUAUAUCGGUUGACGCACAAGGUGGACAAGGCAAGUAUCAGGCAUGGUGGGGAGAGCGUGGCAGCUGUGCUGAAGGCCCAUGGUGUGCGGUUCCUCUUUACACUGGUUGGUGGGCACAUUUCCCCGCUGCUGGUAGCCUGUGAGAAGCUGGGCAUCCAUGUGGUGGACACACGCCACGAAGUCACGGCUGUGUUUGCUGCCGAUGCUGUGGCUCGCCUGACAGGAACGGUGGGUGUGGCGGCAGUGACGGCAGGCCCGGGCCUCACCAACACAGUAACAGCAGUGAAGAAUGCCCAGAUAGCUCAGUCUCCAGUCCUGCUUCUGGGUGGCGCUGCCAGUAUUCUGCUGCAGAACCGGGGUGCGCUCCAGGCCAUUGAUCAGAUGUCCUUGUUCCGGCCACUCUGCAAGUUCUGUGCUUCCGUGAAGAGGGUGCGGGACAUCAUGCCCACCCUGAGGGCCGCAAUGGCUGCUGCUCAGUCAGGCACCCCGGGCCCAGUGUUUGUGGAGCUGCCUAUUGAUGUGCUGUACCCCUAUUUCAUGGUCCAGAAGGAGAUAUCAUCAACCAGGCAACCCAAGGAUAUCAUGGGUCGAGUAGUCUCGUGGUACUUAGAUAAUUACCUGGCCAACCUCUUUGCAGGAGCCUGGGAGCCUCAGUGUGAGGGGCCCCUGCCUCUGGACAUCCCCCAGGCAUCCCCCCAGCAGGUUCAGCGCUGUGUGGAGAUCUUGAGCCGGGCCAAAAGGCCCCUUCUGGUGGUGGGGAGCCAGGCCCUGCUGCCCCCAACACCUGCCGACAAGCUUCGGGCUGCUGUGGAGGCCUUAGGUGUCCCCUGCUUUCUGGGCGGGAUGGCACGGGGGCUCCUGGGCCGCAGGCACCCCCUCCACAUCCGGCAGAACCGCAGCGCCACCCUGAAGAAGGCCGAUGUUGUCCUCCUGGCAGGAAUUGUGUGUGACUUCCGCCUGUCUUAUGGCCGUGUCCUGAGUCGUAGCAGCAAGAUCAUCAUUGUCAACCGUAACCGGAAAGAGAUGUUGAUCAACUCGGACAUGUUCUGGAAGCCUCAGGAGGCAGUGCAGGGAGAUGUGGGGUCCUUCAUGGUGAAGCUGGAGGAGGGCCUUCGGGGCCAGACGUGGCCCUCAGAUUGGGCAGAGGAGCUUCGGCAAGCUGACCAGAAGAAGGAGCAGUCCUUUUGGGAGAAGGCAAUGAUGCCUGUAGCCCAGCACCUGAAUCCAGUGCGGGUGCUGCAGCUGGUGGAGGAAACUCUGCCCGACAACUCGAUUCUGGUGAUGGAUGGUGGAGACUUCGUGGGCACUGCUGCCUACCUGGUGCGGCCCCGUGGCCCCCUGUGCUGGCUUGAUCCUGGGGCCUUUGGAACUCUGGGGGUUGGCGCAGGAUUUGCACUUGGGGCCAAACUGUGCCGGCCAGAUGCUGAGGUCUGGUGUCUAUUUGGGGAUGGAGCUUUUGGGUACAGCCUCAUUGAAUUUGACACCUUCGUCAGACACAAGAUCCCAGUGAUGGCCUUGAUAGGGAAUGAUGCUGGUUGGACUCAGAUUUCUCGGGAGCAGGUGCCCUGUCUGGGCAGCAAUGUGGCCUGUGGCCUGGCCUACACUGAUUAUCACAAGGCAGCAAUGGGUCUGGGGGCCCAGGGCUUGCUGCUCUCACGGGAGAAUGAGGAUCAGGUGGUCAAGGUGCUGCGUGACGCCCAGCAGCAGUGCCGAGACGGUCACCCAGUCGUGGUUAACAUCCUCAUUAGCAGGACGGACUUUCGUGACGGCUCUAUUGCCAUGUAGGGCCUUGACUCAUCCCAGAACCUGUGCAUAUUGAUUUAUUGUCCACAAAGAUGGAAAUGAAGGAAAGAGCCGAGAGACAGGAGGGGACCUUACUCUCCCACUGGAACUCUGGGACCCACUGAGGCACCACUACUAGGGAGUUCAGAGUCCUUGGCAUUGUGAACCCUUUUCCUGCUCCAUGGUCCCUGAAAGAGCCCCACAUGCCAACUCCAGAUGUGUCCAUGCACACCUGUACACACACACACGCACGCACGCAAUAAAUAUAUUCCGUACCAAA
This is a messenger RNA of Pteropus alecto (black flying fox), 2427 nucleotides long. RefSeq names its product ilvB acetolactate synthase like (gene ILVBL). The record is from RefSeq and is a predicted model, not a curated record. Gene Ontology annotation, cellular component: acetolactate synthase complex. Gene Ontology annotation, molecular function: thiamine pyrophosphate binding; flavin adenine dinucleotide binding; magnesium ion binding. NCBI's taxonomy places the organism in Eukaryota, Metazoa, Chordata, Mammalia, Chiroptera, Pteropodidae. The transcript is spliced from 17 exons. Gene Ontology annotation, biological process: L-valine biosynthetic process. The coding region runs from base 252 to 2150 and encodes 632 amino acids.